UCCCGGAUGGAGGCGGGCCGCUCUCUAUAUAAGCGCCCCGCGUCCGCCUUGGCCUCCUCUCUCCGCGCCGCAGCUUCCUGGCUCACCGCUGUUCGCUGGGCCCGCACCACCCCUUGCCGCCCGGGAAUAAGUCGGCCAGGAAGGCCCUGCUGCCGCUAUGGCGUUUAAAGAUACUGGCAAAGCACCUGUGGAACAAGAGGUAGCGAUUCAUCGCAUUAGGAUUACUUUGACAAGUCGCAAUGUAAAAUCACUUGAGAAGGUCUGUGCUGACUUGAUCAGAGGUGCUAAGGAAAAGAACCUGAAGGUGAAAGGACCUGUUCGCAUGCCCACCAAGACUCUGCGAAUCACUACCAGGAAGACACCUUGUGGUGAAGGUUCCAAGACCUGGGAUCGUUUCCAGAUGCGUAUCCAUAAGCGGCUUAUUGACUUACACAGCCCUUCUGAAAUCGUGAAGCAGAUCACUUCCAUCAGCAUCGAGCCAGGUGUAGAAGUUGAAGUUACUAUUGCUGAUGCCUAAAUGAUGGUCAUCACUGAAUAAAGUUGAUUUACAAAUUUUUA
This is a messenger RNA of Melopsittacus undulatus (budgerigar), 558 nucleotides long. RefSeq names its product ribosomal protein S20 (gene RPS20). Gene Ontology annotation, biological process: translation. The record is from RefSeq and is a predicted model, not a curated record. The transcript has 4 exons. Gene Ontology annotation, molecular function: structural constituent of ribosome; RNA binding. Gene Ontology annotation, cellular component: ribosome; cytosolic small ribosomal subunit. Lineage: Eukaryota; Metazoa; Chordata; Aves; Psittaciformes; Psittaculidae. Bases 158 to 517 code for a protein of 119 amino acids.